AUGGAAUCAAGAAUUUCGCGGCCCAACCGAACUAACCUCACGGGUGUGGGAAAUCAGAACCGUGUUGCCUCUCGAUCCUUCGUCGCCCCAUUAAACCCAGCUGGGCGAUACGACGACCCUGGCUACAGGAUUUCAGAGCAAGACGCGGUUGGAACCCAUUUUUGUGAAAUCAACAACAAAUCCGGAUUCCCUGUACACAAUAUCUGUUGGAAGCUACUCGAGGAGGCCAUCUACCCCAGCCCGGUGCCAGCUGAAAGGUUGUUCGAUGUCUUGAAGUCUUUCGUAUGGCCGUCGUUGUGCGUCGAUGGGCGGCUUGAUUGGCGCUGGAGAGAAAUCUCGCAGUCAGCAGAGUGUUCAUCGAAAGACUCAUUCCCUUGGGAUAUCACCGCCAACGCGAACACCGCUGAUGUGCCGCCAUUCACAUCGGAUCCGUAUUUCGUCGACCUUCGCAACAGACGGCAAGCCUGGCAGAAGAUAUUGACUCUUGUUGACAUCCUGGGACUUUGUCCAACUCCAAACGCCGCGUUUACGAAGAGGGGUCAUUUGGCACACUUGAAGCCCCGGCCAGACUGUACUCUACGAGUCGGGGGGAGUGCCGCAGAGUCCCUAGUCGGCACGGUGGGUCCGCUGCAAGUGGGAUGUUUCCGAAAAUCCGUACAAUCUCUUGCUAUCCCCAACGAGACAGUCCGAAUAUCUGCGUCAACCAUAGAUGUGGGAUCCUUUACGUACAUCUCCGGUUUGACCAUUGUGUCGAAUUCGCAGACAGAAAGCGCUGGCCACCUGGGUCCCAAGGAAAGGGACCGAUCCGUCACCCUAAACGCUGCUGAUCUACGGGGCCUCAACGUUGCGGUUGGUUUGAGAGGUAUCCACGCUUUGCAGUUUGCAGAUUCGGCAGGACUGACCCCUUGGCUGGGCGAUCCUCAUGAUGCUGCAAAAACGACGAGGCUAGGGAGUGUAUCAAAUAUUUCAUCACUGGAAGUCUGGUCCGAUGCAUUCAGAAUCGUCGAGAUUGGUAUCGUGAAGAAGCAAAGUUCCGAGCUCAGCGACACAGAAAAUAUCUCAGACUUGAGGAUUUUCGGAAUAUGGUAUCCCGAUAUUCCCCCUCCUCAACUCAACCUGAAUGAAGAGUGCUUCUUCUCUGCGAAAGCAUUUGCGGAGGGAUUCAGACCGCUGUUCUGGACCCAUUUCGGCGGCCCAGGUGGUGUGCAUCUAAAAAGCCUACUGAGAAUAUAUUGGAAUCAGCCGGCCGAAACUAUCAGUUUUGCUUAUGAAAACAAGGGGGUUCCAUUGAGCUCUCAGAGCUUCGGUCGGGCACCAGAACCUGAAUGGGACGACGUCUCAUCGUGUUCUGAGCCUGACACUUGGUCGAGCACGUUUGUAAUCGAUGGACCUGGGGGAGAAAUAAUUACCGCUGUCGAGACUUGCCAGAAGUACCGGAAGACUGGCAGAACAUGGGAGUGUACAGAAGGAGUCCUAGCUGGAUUCAAGGUUUUCACCAACCGUGGACGAUCCCACCUGUUCCGGGGGGUUGUAGACGCCUAUCCGGAGGACUGGAGAGUUGAGACGAAGCGACUUGAAGUGCCUCCAGGGAGUGUAGUUACAGGGCUAUACGGGUUUUCUGUUCGGAAUUUGGGAUAUGGACUUGCAGCACUGGGGACUAUCACCGAGUUGGAGGCUUGA
Molecule: messenger RNA, 1680 nt
Organism: Podospora bellae-mahoneyi
Lineage: Eukaryota; Fungi; Ascomycota; Sordariomycetes; Sordariales; Podosporaceae
Exons: 4
Coding region: 1-1680 (559 amino acids)
Source: RefSeq, a predicted model, not a curated record